AUGUAUCAAUAUUACACGACCACGCUGAUGUUCGCGGGCAAUGUUCGCGCGCAAGAUGAGCCGCAUUUUUGGGCUUGCCCGCAUUUACCGGCAGACGGCUUUGACGAGUAUAUUAAGACUCCCGACGGUGGGAUGCGUAUCCUCAAUUACCCACAACAAGAGGCCUCCGUGGACGACCAGAACGGAACGGGUGGGCAUACCGACUUUGAAUGCUUUAUUAUGAUCGUCAACCAGGAUGAUUGCGGAGGCUUGGAGGUUCUCAGCGAGAGCGGGUCCUGGAUCCGGGCGAAGCCGGUGCCUGGGUCGUUAGUGGUCAACAUUGCGGAUUGCUUCAUGCGGCAGACUAAUGACUUUUUCGUCUCGACCGUGCACCGUGUGGUCAACAAGAGCGGCCGAGAGCGGUACUCUGUUUCCCUUUCUCUACGACUUCGAUCAGACCAAGAAGCUUGA
Molecule: messenger RNA, 450 nt
Organism: Capronia coronata CBS 617.96
Lineage: Eukaryota; Fungi; Ascomycota; Eurotiomycetes; Chaetothyriales; Herpotrichiellaceae
Exons: 1
Coding region: 1-450 (149 amino acids)
Molecular function (GO): dioxygenase activity
Source: RefSeq, a predicted model, not a curated record